AACCAAACCAGUUAUUGUUAAAAAAAGUAACAUGGCGCGUGAGAUUUUUUUUUUAACGCAUUAUUAAUAGGUACUCUUUGUUGUCGCGGUAAUAAUGAUUGUAUAAAGUGAACGCGUGAUGAGUGAAGAUCUUUGUGAAUAAAGAUAUUAAUUAAAUUAGUUCCUUCAAUAAAUAUACAUAGUAGUGUCGCGUGCGAUCUCAGUUUAUCCGUAAAAGCUGGGAGCAGGUGAGGCGUUCAUUGCUUGUCAAAUAAUAGAAAAUGAUGAAUGAAUAAGUUGUGGACUGGCAAGAAAUUAAUAUUCCUCAACAAUGAACGGAUGUGUUUUGCUUGUGGCUUAGUGCAAUAAUGCUUCCUUCAAUAUGAAGGAGAUUAUGAAGGAGAUGGUUGGCGGAUGCUGCGUGUGCUCGGAUGAGCGGGGGUGGCCCGACAACCCGCUGGUCUACUGCGACGGCAACGGGUGUACAGUGGCAGUGCAUCAAGCCUGCUACGGAAUUAUUGCUGUACCAACUGGACCCUGGUACUGCAGAAAAUGUGAAAGCCCAGAGACCAAGGGCAAAGUGAGGUGUGAGCUGUGUCCGUCCAAGUCAGGCGCGCUCAAGCGCACGGACACGGGGGGCUGGGCGCACGUGGUGUGCGCGCUCUACAUCCCCGAAGUGAGGUUCGGCAACGUCACCUCCAUGGAGCCCAUCGUGCUGCGGCUCAUACCCCCGGAGAGAUACAAUAAGAUAUGCUACAUUUGUCAAGACAUGGGGAAAACACAUCGCGCCAACGCCGGCGCAUGCAUGCAGUGCAACAAAUCCGGAUGUAAGCAGCAGUUCCACGUGACGUGUGCGCAGAGCCUCGGGCUGCUGUGCGAGGAGGCGGGCAACUAUCUGGACAACGUGAAGUACUGCGGCUACUGCCAGCACCAUUACAGCAAGCUGAAGAAGGGCGGUAACGUGAAGACUAUCCCGCCGUACAAGCCAGUGUCGCACGACAGCCAGUCGAGUGACUCGAGCGAGCGGGAGGGCGAGGCGUCCCCGGCCGCCGGCGGCGUGACUCCUACUCACACGGCUAAAGCUAAAGGGCCCAGUAGAAAGGCCUCGCAUACCGGAGGGGCGGCAUCGGGCAAAAAUACCCCGAAUUCGGCGAAGACUCCAAAUAAUACAACUCAGCCUAUGGAGACCUGUCACGACGUAACAGAGACGGCUGGGAGUCGCAAACAAAAAGCGGCCGACAAAAAUAAAAAGAAGCCGUCGCCGUCGCGUCGCGGUUCUGGUGCGGGCGACGGAGGCAGCAAGUCCAACACGCCCGCGCCGUCGCCCCAGCACUGCGCUGACAACGCCGGCCCAGGACCCACACCCAAAGCACCAGGCGGCAGGGAGACGCCGACUUCGAAGAUACCGCUGCCGCCCUCGUCACCGACCCAAGCCACCAAGCAAGAAACGGGUGGCGUUAUUAGCUCCGUCGCUUCGGCCGUGGCUUCCCUGGCGCCCGCACCUUUGCUGCAAACCACUUCAACGAGUACGUCGGUAGUACAGACAGUGACGGCGAAGUCGCUGUACCAGGAGUCGGUGAUAACCAACGCGGAGGCGAUGGACAGCAAGCAGACCAAGAAGAGGAAGGCGGUCGCCGCCAGCAACAUGGCCAUGCAGGCGGCGGAGUACGUGGCCACCACUCCACCCGCCACGUCGGUGGAGAGCAACGCACAGAAUAGCAGCACGUCUUGGGACCAAUCGUCCAGCCAUGGGAUUCUUGACACCAACGUGGAAGAGAAGAUCAUCAAAAAGGCUAAGACGGAUGGUACAGAAGGCGCUACAGCACACUUCUCCAGCGUCAGCCCGGCGCCACCGCUGCCGCCGCCGCCGCCCGCUCACAGCCCCGCGUCGCAGCCCAGCCCGAGGCAUCUACCGAGCCCUAUGCCGGGCCCAAGCGGCCUCAGCCAAGUCUCGAACAUUCGCUCGCCGUCGCAGCCUCAGGGCAAGGAGCGCGACGGGCCGGCCUCGCUGCUCGUGUCGGUGCCGCUGCCGCCCGCCGGCCACGGGCUCAACCUGUCCGCGUCCGCCCCGCCGCCCGCGCUCGCCCCCGCUCCCGCUACCGCCAUCGCGUGCUCGCAGAUUCCGCUGCCUUCUGAGAUGCCCUCGCCUCAUAUUUUCCACCAGCCACACAAACAGACGGCGAUGGAGCCGAGUCACUCGCCGCACGGCGUGGGCGGGCGCAGCGCUUGGGGCGGCCUGAACGUCGCCUACGAGAUGCAGGACGCCAGCAAACCUGGAGUGAGCGGCUUGGCGGGUAGCAGCAAGGAUGCCAACGUUGGAACCAACAUGGGGCCAAUGCCGCCAGCCAUACGCAACAAGAAACGCGCCGCGAUGGCCGCCUCUGUGGUGUCCAUGGCCACGCCGCCACCAAUGCAACCGACGGCCACACACACGCUGGCUAGCGUCCGCCGGCCGCCACAAGCCACGCCGCCACCUCUCUACCAAGAGACUAUCAAAGACUCGCCACCGAGUUCGCCCAGUUCAGAGCGCCCGUUGAAGCCUAAAUUGGAAAAUAGGAUAGGCGCGAGCUGCACGGCGCCGCACAUGCUCGGCAACGAGCUAAACCCCGAGAGCGGCGCGGCGGCGCGCUUGCAGGAGCAGCUGUCGGCCGAGCUGGCCGCGCACGCCGCCGGCUCCGGCGCGCCCGAUGCGCUCGUGCCCCCGCCGCUCAUCAACAAGGCCGCGCCCAGCACCAGUUCGAGUCGCAGCACGUCGAGCGCUCAGAGCCUGGACCAGCUGCUCGAGCGGCAGUGGGAACAGGGCUCGCAGUUCUUGAUGGAGCAGGCGCAACAUUUCGAUAUAGCGUCGCUGCUGUCGUGCCUGCACCAGCUGCGCACCGAGAACGUGCGGCUCGAGGAGCACGUGGGCAACCUGCUGCAGCGCCGCGACCACCUGCUGGCCGUCAACGCGCGCCUCGCCAUCCCGCUCACUGCAGUGGUCGCGGGGCCGGGCGAGGCGCCGCGCUGCCCGCGUGAGAAUGGCGCGCCGGGGCGAGCGCCGACCGCGCCGCCGCGCAACGAGACCAUCACCUCUGAGCGACCACAGCUAAUAAUGCGCGAGGCGGGGGGCAAGCCCAGCUGAAAUGAGCCGGGCGCGGGCCCGCACGGCCCCCUGCGCGCCUGCCUGCUGCUGCGCCCCGAGCCGCAGCGCCGGCGGGACUUCUCCAUCGACGCCAUCCUCAACUGCGACCGCUAGCUCACCUCACACCGAACCGCCUCUGCACCUCCCACGCGAGCGACGCGACACCACUCACGAUGCAAGGCACGGGUCUGCCCCCGCAAUUCAAAUUUAAUUUGGUUUCUCGCAAUUUGUAAACUAAUACGACAACGUAAACUGCGACAGUGGCAGUAUCUCCUCACAGGUUUAUAUAACAAUCUUUACUUGAAAGAAAUUAAUUCUAGUAUCGACUAAUUUGUGAGAAUUUUCGCGGGCAGACCCGUCUCAUGCCCCUUAAACGAAAACAUUGAAACACCCAUAUACGUAGGCAAAUAAUAUGUUUUUAUUUCAAAAGACGACGAAAGUAGCAGCAUUUGGAAGGGACUUUACUAAAAAAAAUAUUGAAGGUUUUUUGUUCUUUUUGCUUGUUUUUAUAACUUUAUAAUGCAUAAUCUCAUUUUAAUAUCCAGCAACUAUUAUUAUAUAACUGUUUUAACAUUCAAGCAUUCUUGAUGACUAUUUUUAUUUGAUGUUCUUUUUUGUAUCAACAUGAUGACUUGAUGGAAUCUCUCCCUAUACUCAUAGUUUACAGCAUCUAAGUUUUCCAAAACAUACAGGACAGCGGAAGAUGCUUUUGACGAUUCAAAACUACUUGUAAAAGUUUAAUUGAAUUUAACAAAAAACUCUUUCUUUUUUUAGCGUUGUAGGACACGCGGAGUAUCCACUAGUUUUAAAUAAGUAAAAUAUUAUAUAUUGCUUCAAAAAUUAA
Molecule: messenger RNA, 3944 nt
Organism: Maniola jurtina (meadow brown)
Lineage: Eukaryota; Metazoa; Arthropoda; Insecta; Lepidoptera; Nymphalidae
Product: protein AF-10-like
Exons: 26
Coding region: 362-3100 (912 amino acids)
Biological process (GO): regulation of transcription by RNA polymerase II
Cellular component (GO): nucleus
Molecular function (GO): histone binding; nucleosome binding
Source: RefSeq, a predicted model, not a curated record